Messenger RNA from Ahaetulla prasina, 8309 nucleotides. RefSeq names its product golgi associated RAB2 interactor family member 2 (gene GARIN2). Lineage: Eukaryota; Metazoa; Chordata; Lepidosauria; Squamata; Colubridae. The transcript has 6 exons. The record is from RefSeq and is a predicted model, not a curated record. Bases 6992 to 7879 code for a protein of 295 amino acids. Gene Ontology annotation, cellular component: nucleus.
UUAUCCUUUCUCUGCAGUUUUUUUAACCUUUCCUUCACUUUUUUUUUAAUUAGAACAAGUUUUUAUUGAUUUUUUAGUUUCCUCCCCUACACACAUACAUGAUUUAUGAACAGAGUAUUGGCCAUAGCACAUCUUAUACAAUUCAAUAUGUUCAAAUAUAUUUUACUUAGUUACAAUUUUUGCCAAUAUGUUCUUUUUUCAUUUUUUCAUUUUUAUUCAUUUCCUAAUAUUUCCUUGCUCAUUUCAUUAAAUCACAUCUUUCGCCCUCAAGUUCUAAUUUCUCCAUUUUUAUUAGUGUUCAUUCUCUUUCAUUCUUUUUUUUUUUUUUUGACUAUUUCAAUUUUUAUCCUAAUAUAUUCAAAUAUGUUCAGGGUUGCCUUUCUUCCAUUUCAUCUUUUCCUUUUCACAGCAAUCCUUUCUUCUCCUUCUCACUCCUUUACCUCCCUCCUUUCAUCCUACCUCCUUUCUUCUCUCCUCUCUUACUCUCUACUUCUCCUUCCUUUCUCCACCUUUCCUUCACUUCUGAAUAGAUAUAUAGAGCAUUGUGUUCUAAGGGAACAUACUCACAGCAAAGAUAAACCCCCAAGUGGACUCAAUGACUUCAGAGAGAGUGCUAAUGACCAGAUGACUGUAAUCCUUCCAUUCUGCCCUACCAUCCUGUCAGAACCUAUCAUUCCAUUUCCUCACCAUAGUCACAACUGAUGAAGCUUUUUGAAUGAGAAGCAGUGUCUUCUCCUUGCUCAAAGAAAAACAGUCCAGUUGCCUUUUGAAAAAAACACAGCACCCUUGAGACAUUUAUCACUAAUAUCUUAAUUAUAUUAAACAACUACUUACUAAGUUCACAUUAGCUCUGAUUUUGCAACUGCCAUCAGGAAAAUCAUCAGAGAGAGAACAAAAGUCAGGCCACUUUGGCAAGGCUUAGAAAAAUAGCAGAAAUUUGAUGAAAUAAUGAAUGCUAAGCUAUAUACUGGCCAAUUAACUCAAUACAGAGAAAUUAUAUAGAGAGACUGUAUAGGAAACAUUGUAUAUGAAGGGAAGGAAAGAUGUAACAUUGAGAGAGAGGAGCAAAAUAGAUAGCUGAUAAUAACCUAUGCUGGCCGGUACUUCUGAUAGUUGAAGUCAACCCAUCUUGAAGGUGCUGAGGUUAAGAAAUACGGAUCUAAUCAAGCAAGAGAAAUUAUUUCUGGAAGAAAACAUCAGGUUGCAGAAGGUCCCGCGCUGAAGAUGUCAAAUAAGCUAAUGGUCCUGAAAAACAUCUUGUUAUUUCUACAAGUCUACAAGCUACAAGUCAAUAUAGAUAGUAUAUCUGUGGUGGCACAGUGGUUAGAAUGCAGUAUUGUGGGCUACUGCAGUUUGGCAGUUCGAUUCUCACCAGCUCAAGGUUGACUCAGCCUUCCAGCCAUCUGAGGUCAGUAAAAUGAGGGCCCAGACUGUUGGGGGGCAAUAUGCUGACUCUGUAAACCGCUUAGAGAGAGCUGUAAAGCAUUGUGAAGUGGUGUAUAAGUUUAAGUGCUAUUGUUAUUCUAGUCCUUGACGUACAAUUGGUCAAUUAACAACUGUUCAGUUACACCACCACCAUCACAACCAUCAUGGAACACAUUUUGAGUAUUUGGUAACUAACUCAUCUUUACAGCUGUUUGCAGCAUCCCAUGACCACAUAACUGCAAUUUGUUGUAAUUUUUUGGCUGGUUUCUGGCAUUCACUUCCAGUUUCCAGCAAAAUAAUACAGACUGGGAACAACUGAUUUGCUUAAUGACUGUGGCAUUCACUUAAUGACUGCUGCGUUUGCUUAACAACUGCCACUAAAAAAAUCAGAUCAGUCACGUGACUUAUAAUCACAACAAUCCAUAACCAUAAUUUGGGCUCAAUUAGUCAUACGUCAAGUACUAUCUAUAUAAAUAAUGUUCAAAUAUUGCCAUCCUUUGUAUACUUUGAUAAUAGUUCAAUUUUAACAGAAUUUAAGGGAUCUGUAAGAUUUAAUUCUAGAUCAAGACAGAAAGUAUAUGGCCUUCCAGUUGAUAGCCUUUAGCAGCCCAUUAUCAAUUGUGAUGAGAUUGGUAGUCCAAUAUGUAGGGGACCAUUGGUCCCGCACCCAUUUUCUAGAUGAUUUAUUAGGAGAAUAAAGUAUAUUGUUAUUGUUUUAAAUAAUAUAAUUUAAUUCUAACAUGUCCUUUCAUAUAUUUUUUUGUCUUUACAUUCUCUUACGAUUUCUUUUUCAGCAUCCCUUGUUCAGUUCUGAAAUUUAGCUGUGCCUUCUCUCUCUGUAUGGAUCAGUUGGUAUCAAAAUCCUUUCUAGAUCACUAAAGAAGUCACCUAUGUGUGAAAAAAAUAAAUAUGUGUGUGUGAACAAAAUAAAUAAUCACUUUUUUACCCCAGACCUAUUUCUAAGGCAUUAUUAUAACAAUUAUAUUUUUCAUUUUCUCUUUCAGAAGGAUAUUAAAUUUUGUCAGCCUUUAUGUCAUAUAUAAAAGAAGUAAUACUUCAUUUUCAGAGAACUGGAUGGCUACAGUAAGAGUUUUGCUAAUAGAUGCCAGUCUUUCAUAUGUCACCAGUUCAACCCUUAUGGAAACUGACCAGACCUGAAAAUUAUCAUCUGAAAGUGCUUUAGUGCUUUGUGAAAACUACUAAGAUAAUAAACUCUUCAACUCAUCUGUCAGAGAAUAGCGAAAAUAGAAUGUGGUUGAUUGAGUUUGAAAGCAAAGAUCUUAGCCAUUUAUUCCUAAGGAUGCCCAUAAUCUUGAAUUGAUAUUAAAAGAUGCAUUAUCAAUGUGAUCAAGUACUGCCUUUGAAAUUUUUAUUUUAUUUAUUGAUGAGAUUAAAGGUUUUGCUUCUCUUCGUUAUAUAUCUUCACAUUCACUAAUCUUCUAUAGUCUUUGAUAAGAAUAACACCUCAAAUAUUAAUGUGCAGAAAGUGUCCUUCCAUCAUCACACCUGAGCUAACUAUUACUUCUUUCCUCUGAAAAAUUAGGAGGUUGUAAGCCCAGGCAAAUUUAAUCAUCUAUGUUUUGUGGGAAAUUUCUUUCAUUUGGAGCUUUCUUUGCACCAAGAAAACAAUUUAGUCAUGAGCUUUGAAUUUCUUUCAGCAUAGCUCUCUCUCAUCUUUUACCUAAAGAAACAUGCUACAGUAGCAUUCAUGAGAGCCAACAUAUAAAUCUGUUGAAUCAGAAUUAUUAGCACAACUUUUCUAAGACAAAGAAAAGAGGAAAAACGGAUUUUUUUAAUUAGAUGUAUUCUACACAGUGUUUUGGGGUCUUGAAAAAUAAUGGAAGAUGGAAAGGAAGCUGAGAAUGCAACCUUUUAGAACCAUCAGUUUACUUUUAGAGAUACAACUUGCAUAUAACCAAAAACUAUCAAUAUUUGCAAGACACAUAUUUUUAACCACUGAAAAGGAAACAUCAAGGGUCAAAAAUACAAAUUAUCUUGUCAAUUCUAUAACACUUGAAAUGACUGGAUGGAAGUAGUAUGUUAUCUAUAACAUACAGGAUGAAGAUUGUACUGAAUGUCACUGUCCACUCCCAUUUUCAGACCAAGAGUUGUGAUUUUAGGUGGAAGCAAACAACAGCACAGGGGAAAAGCAGUGAGCAACUCUGCUUAAAUGAAAUUACUAUUAUUUGUAGGAUUGGAUGGUGGAGGAGGUGAGACUGAAGAACAGAAGUUAGCAAUAUAUGUACUCCAAGCACCCACUCUGUGACCUGCAAACUGAGGUUCCCUCAACCAGAUUCCUUUAGAAAACCAUUUUAGUGUUUCUGCUGCGCUUUUGCUUGUCACUGCCCACAAGAAUUCACUCUAACUGAAGAUAUAGUCUUCAAAUUUUGUUUAAAUUUCUCACCUAAGUCUUUCUUACAAGAACAAGAAACUUUCUUACAAGAACAAGACAUUUUCCAUUAGCUGUGUUGUCGAAGAAUUGUAAAGUUAUAAUUUACAUCAAUGAAACCAUAGAGCUCUUGCAAAAACUUGCAGUAAUCUAUGAUUGGAAGACACUACUUGGAAUUCUGGACAAUAACAAAGACCACCACACAACUCACUAUAAUUACAAUACACCCUGUGCUCAUCUAGGAAAUCUUAAUUGUAUCCUUAUCAAAAAUUAUAUUAUUAAAUAUUAUUAAAAAUAAUUGAGCUAACUUUCUAUUGAGAAUCUAUUCCACAGAAGUAGUCCGAAAUUAAGGAUGUGAUGAACGCACAAUUACUGCCGACUGUUUUUCAAACAUGCAUUUUAACAUCUAACAAGCUAUUUUUAUAUAGCACGAGUUUAAUAAGAACCAAAGUGCUAUGUUACUUUACAGAUUUGCUUUUAAAAAUACUUUAAUUUUUUUUGCUGACAUUUACCCAGCCAAAUGAUGUUGACUCUGUGCCUAGUAUACAAGAAUGUUUACCUUUCCAAACAUAGUCAGGAACUUAAUUUUUGCUGACUGUUGGAGAAAACGCUUCUCUCACCAUGAAAAGGUUAAGCAAACAUUGUAGUGAUUCCUUUGUCUGACACAAAUAUGCUAAUAAGGCAUUAUUGUCUCAGAACAUGAUGGGACUGGAUAGGUUGGUUUAUUUUUCAAAUCUUUUUUUCCUUGUAUCCACUGUUUGCUCCUGUCCAGAGAAAAAUCCAGGAACAUGCAGACAACCUAUACAGUUUUAUGUAAGAAUUCUGUUGUAUAUUGAAUAAUUUUACUAUGACACAUUCUAAAUGCUGUUAAUCUUAAUAUUGUGAACUUUUAGAUUUUUGAUUAUGGCCCAUCUUAAUUCUGUAAGCAUAUUUAGGAUUUAGAACCCUGAGUGACUCGGUGAGAUACACACACACACACCAUAAUUUUUCAUUGUGUUCUUCAACAUUAAUCAUUAAAAGGUUGCCACUAAAUAAUACUAUCAUCAGUUUGGGCCAAGAUAAUUGCGUGUAAUCUUCAGCACUGAAGAUAGUCCAGAGAUUAAAUGUCCUCAGCUGUUCUUUCUCACAUCCCUAUUCAGAUCAUUUUAUUGAAUUGUAUCUGGUAAUAAUUUCUGUACUGUGCAGUGGACUUUCUAAGCAUUUCACAAUGCAAUCCAAUUAUGAAAAUGUGCAGGGAUAAUGCUUAUUAUGACCAUAUAUGACCAUUUAUAUGCUGUCUCAAGGAUUUCAGUAUUUAUUUUCUUCAUUUCUAGCAUUUGUCAAAAACAACUGAUAAUGUCGAUAUUUUGGUUCAUUCUGCUCUUCAACGUAUUUCACUCUGAAAUACCAUAAAUGUAUAUGUGCUGAAACAGAAUGUAUAAAGAACUAGUAUUGAAUAUUGUGUCAAAGCUAAUGAAUAAUGUCAGAUAAUAGUGAGGUUGCUUUUUUGGAGUUUCUCAGAAAACAACUGCACCAAAAAGGUUACAUGUAGCCAUUUCCUAACAACCAGUUCCAUGAUUCUUAUAUUUACCAAUACCUGUCAUUUCUAGCUACAUGUUACUGCAUGAUGUCAGGUAAGCUAUCCUGUUUUGCAUAUGCUCCUAUUGUGACACAACUUUAUCUCACUUCUGAAUGCCAAUGAUUGCUUGGAAAAUUCUAUAAGAGAGCACUAGCUUCUUGACCUUUAUUGGACCAUUGGACCUUUAAUGAACCAUUACAAACUGUUGGGGGAAGGGUGUUUUUUUGGGUUUUUUUAACUGUUCAUCUUGAGCAAUCCAAUGGCUCAAAUAAGAUUUAGUAGCCAAGCCAUCCACUGUAGGGGUCCAAAAAUUUAAGAUGGCAUUUGCAAUAGUCUCUUUUUUGUGCAUUGCAUUUGGGACACGUGUUAAAAAAUGAUGAAGUUUUGAUCAUAUGGUUUCAGUUGCUUUCCCUACUUCUUUGAAUACAUUCCACUCUGCUCCCCUAAUGGAAACUCCUUUUAAGGGGAGACUUUAUUAGAAAUUGGUAACUUUUUCAUUGUGGAAAUGUAACAGAUAUACACAUACAUAUAUGUUUGCUUAUUGGCCAGUCAUCUUUCUAAUUCUAGGCUAAAAAAUAAUGUUUUAAACCUCAGUAAUGAAAAUUUCUUUACCUGCUUAUGGAGGAUUGACUUAUUAGUUGCUUAAAUCCAAAACAGGAAUGAUAAAAAUGUGUUUGGCAUGUACACUUUUUUAUGUGAACUUAUCCAACAAAAACCCAUUUUUCAAACCAAUAUAUGAUCUUGAAAACACCAUAACUAAGAAAUUCAUACACUGUACACUGAAAACAAUGCAUAGGCUAAAAGUAACCAUUUGCCCAUUUCUCUAUAAGCAAACCAAAUGUGCUUUAUAAAAUGCAUGGCUCUAUAGAGAAACUCUCUGAAUGAUGCUUCAAGUUAUCCAAAAGAGCAUUUGCUGAAUUCAGUUCAGUCUAACUGCUGAGUAUCUGUCCUAAUACAUUAUAUAUUUGCUGCAGGGCUUGGCUUCCCCAGAGAGUAUCACUUCCAACACUGCUGAAACUUUUCAGAAGAACCUACUAAAAUAUCUUCUUAUAUUGCCAAGUCUUAAUCCUCAUAUAAUAAUUUACCUUUCCUAGAUCAUUUUAGUGGCUCACUUUAUCAAAUUUAUAUCAGCUUAUCUCAGCGAGGUUACACUGAGCAGCUUAUAAAAACAACAUAGAAAUAAAAAUAAUUAUAAAACAUAAAAAGAGAUUAAAAUCGCAAACUAAAAAGUGAAGUUAUCAUAAAGCCCUCAAAGGCAAUCACUCAUCUCUGAAUCAUUAACUCCAUCUUUCUACAGAUGGAGUAAAAUGGCAACAAGUAUCUCUAAAAUAACAUGUCUGAACAUUACCCUGUCCAGAUGUCAGAGUUUACAGAAAUCACCUCUAAACAUUCAGAAUAGUAAUGGACUCCAAUGCAUGAUAUGCCUUUCAAAAGGUUUGAAAAUCAAUGUUUUCAUAGCACUCUCCAAUAGUCUGAAAUAGUGGAUGCAGCAGUAUGAUCCAUUAGUAAAUAGUUCUUUUGUAAGAGUAUCAUUUGUUCUUGUCUUGUGUUUAGGUAUAAUAAGCAGCUGCCACUUUUAAAAGCUUUAAAAACCAACCUACAAAAUCAGCAAACCUGCUAUGGGAGAUCUUCAGAAAGUUCUUGACAGAGGAGAAUAUAUUCCCUUGAAAUCUGCUCCUGUGUUUGAAAGUAAAUUUGUUCAGGUAAAUAGGAAAGGUGGAUCAAUUUACCUUCAUAAUCGUCCCAACUAUGUGACUGUGGGCAUAUGUGCCUCUAGCACAAAAUUGUCAAUGCCAAAUGUAAUGCUGCUUGCCAAUUCGUCUCCCUAUUCCUCCAAAGAAGACCUUUCAGCCUAUCCACCAUCUACCCAGCCCUCACAUUCUAAAGAAGAACUGGUACUCACCAGGUUCUUGCCUUUGCAGUUUGUAGAUCUCUCCGUUCACUCCGCCAGUAAGAGACGGCUGAAGCUUAAGUUGGUGAAUGGUCGUGCCUACUACCUAGAACUCUGCGCUUCACCACAGAAACAGAGUGAGAUAUUCUCUCAGUGGGUGCGGCUCAUCAAUCUGCUGAAAUCUAAAUCUGAAGGGCCUUCAAUUAAUACUCUUUAUAAGGAUUUUGAAACCCAGGAGGACAAUAAAGCCACCAGGAAUAAAACAGGAAUACAAGAAAAAAACACAAUAGAACCUCUUAAAAAUCAAACAACCAGUCAAGAGUUAACAGAACUCAGUAAGAAAGCAUCUUCCAAGCGUGUCACCUAUUCAGAUGUUGUGGGUUCUAUUAAAGAAUUUCAGAACAAGAGCCAAACAAUAGUUUCUUCUGACAGCUACAUGAAACAGCCCCAUGCAGACUCAGUGAAACAAAACAAAUUUAAUCAAGAAUUAAGGGGGAAACCUACCAGAAAGAAAAGAUCUAGGGAACGGGCACCUUUUUCCAGAAGUGAAAAACGACUGCAGUCUUCAGGAAUCCUAAAAAAUGUCAGUCACUCUGAACUACUUUAUAACAAAUAAUAUUGAAAAAAUGUGCUGUCAUAUAAAUGAUAUGAAAAGAAACUAAGCUGAAGAUGCAAAAUGAAAGAAGAAAACAAGGUGAUCAGAUGGGAAAAUGGAGUGAAAGUCAGAAACUGUAUGAGUGUUCCCUUCCAGUAUAUAAAACUAUUAAAAUAUCAGUGUGCAUUUUGGUUUUUUAAAAAAUAUUUUACCCACAAGAAAAAUGAGUUUAUCUGACUACUGCUGUUAAUUCUUUAUUUCAUUCUGAUUAAAUUAUUUAUCUACAACAUACAAAAACUAAAAAAACAAAAAAUACAAGAGAAAAUAAACACAAAUUAUAUCAGACUUCCUUCACAAAAUGUAUGCCUAACUAUAUUUUAAUUAUUAAAUAAUUAAAUUAUUUUAAAUAAUUUAAUUAUUAAUUAAUUAAAGACAUUCAUUAUUCACUGUU